ACCUGAAAAUAACUUAAAUUUAUUUUCUGCCUUUCCGUGUACGCGGCAGGCUCACUGGCCCUUAACGAAAGUGCGGCUGCGAACGAGCAGACGCGCACGGGGCCCGGGGGAGGCGCGCUCGAGCUCCCGGCGGCGACGACUACGACGACCAGGAGAGGGGACGGAGUCGGCGCCUGAAGCAGUGGCUGAGCCCAUGCCCCGGGACGGCGGGAGGGCCCGGAGAGACAAGUCCGGGGCCCGGGGCAUGUCCCCAGGGCCCCCGUGAGGAGGCGGCGGCGGCGGCGAUGGAGAUCCCGCCGCAGGAGGCGCCGCCCGGGCCGGGCGCUGACGGCGAAGCCGAGGAGGCCCCCGCAGAGGCCCCGUCUCCCGGCCCCGCAUCGCCCCCGGCCGACGGGCGCCUCAAGGCUGCGGCCAAGCGCGUUACGUUCCCUUCCGACGAAGAUAUCGUGUCCGGAGCCGUGGAACCCAAAGACCCCUGGAGACACGCCCAGAAUGUGACCGUGGACGAGAUCAUUGGCGCCUACAAGCAGGCUUGCCAGAAGCUGAACUGCAGACAGAUACCCAAGCUCCUCAGGCAGCUCCAGGAGUGCACGGACCUCGGGCACCGCAUUGACUGUCUGGAUCUGAAAGGUGAGAAGCUUGACUACAAGACCUGCGAGGCCCUGGAAGAGGUCUUCAAGAGGUUGCAAUUCAAGGUCGUGGAUCUGGAACAGACGAACCUAGACGAAGAUGGUGCCUCAGCCCUCUUCGACAUGAUCGAGUACUAUGAGUCGGCCACCCACCUCAACAUCUCCUUCAACAAGCACAUCGGCACCCGGGGCUGGCAGGCUGCCGCCCACAUGAUGCGCAAGACAAGCUGCCUGCAGUACCUGGACGCCCGCAACACACCCCUGCUGGACCACUCGGCGCCCUUCGUGGCGCGCGCCCUGCGCAUCCGCAGCAGCCUAGCGGUGCUGCACCUGGAGAGCGCCAGCCUGUCGGGGCGGCCCCUCAUGCUGCUUGCCACGGCCCUGAAGAUGAACAUGACUCUGCGGGAGCUGUACCUUGCCGACAACAAGCUCAACGGCCUGCAGGACUCCGCCCAGCUCGGCAACCUGCUCAAAUUCAACUGCUCCCUACAGAUCCUGGAUCUCCGCAACAACCACGUGCUGGACUCAGGUCUGGCCUACAUCUGCGAGGGCCUCAAGGAGCAGAGGAAGGGGCUGGCGACCCUGGUGCUGUGGAACAACCAGCUCACGCACACGGGCAUGGCUUUCCUGGGCAUGACGCUGCCGCACACACACAGCCUGGAGACGCUGAACCUGGGCCACAACCCCAUCGGGAACGAGGGCGUGCGGAACCUCAAGAAUGGCCUCAUCGGCAACCGCAGCGUGCUGCGCCUCGGCCUGGCCUCCACCAAGCUCACGUGCGAGGGCGCGGUGGCAGUGGCGGAGUUCAUCGCCGAGAGCCCCCGCCUCCUGAGACUGGACCUUCGGGAGAACGAGAUCAAGACGGGCGGGCUCAUGGCGCUGUCGUUGGCCCUCAAGGUGAACCACUCCCUGCUGCGCCUGGACCUCGACCGUGAGCCCAAGAAGGAGGCGGUGAAGAGCUUCAUCGAGACGCAGAAGGCGCUGCUCGCUGAGAUCCAGAACGGCUGCAAGCGCAACUUCGUGCUGGCGCGGGAGCGGGAGGAGAAGGAGCAGCGGCUACAGCUGUCGGCCUCCAUGCCCGAGAUCACCGUCACUGAGCCCCAGCCUGACGAUGAGCCGCGGGAGCAGCCCGCCGCCGAGGCGCAGGAGAACGGGGCGCCGGACCCCAGCCCCGGGCCGGACUCAGACUCAGACUCAGACUCUGAGGGGGAGGACGGGGACGAGGCGGAUGGGGAGAGGGCUGAGGCCCCCUGCCCCGCCCUGGUGCCCCCCACGGACUCCCCGGGCCCUGGGGACAGGAGCCCCCCAGGCUGCCCCUCCUCCCCCGCCGAGCAGCGCAUCUCUGUGUCCAGCCCGGGCUGGGGCCACAAAGUCUUUGUGGUGACCCGGGUGGAGAGCCCACCCGAGAGGGCAGAGCCGCCCGCGCCCCCCGCCCCUCCUGGCCCUGCGUCCCCCCCCGCCUCAGCCUCCCCGCCGCCCGCACCUUUCCCGACGCCCACUGAAGCCGCCGGCACUCCGGACCCUGGACCGCCUGAGCCCCAGCCACCGCCGGAGCCGCCCCAGGUGGGGCCAUCGUUGCCCAAUGGCCUGAAGCCCGAGUUCGCCCUCGCACUGCCCCCAGAGCCGCCCCCGGGGCCUGAGGCCAAGGUGGGCAGCUGUGGCCUGGAACACGAGCUGAGCUGCUCCAAGAAUGAGAAGGAGCUUGAAGAGCUGCUUCUGGAAGCCAGUCAGGAAUCUGGGCAGGAGACACUGUGACACUUUAGCUCCCUUUUACCCGUCGGUCUUCGAAGAGCUGAGGACAGAGCCAUGAGAAUCUGCUCACCCUCACCCCCAGCCUUCCUGAGGCCCGGGACACCAGGGGGUGGGGGCCUUCCUGGGACCCCCGCCCACGCCCACACACAGCAACACUACACGGGUGCAGGAGCUACAGGAGUGGCCCUCCCCGCCCUGACUGAAGCACUUCUAUUUAUGUCGACACUCGAAGACUCUGGGCUGGGGGUGGAAGGGAGGAGGAAGUGGAUGCGGUCUCCAAGGUCAUCGGGGUCAUGAGGCCCCGGUGCCUCUUCCCAGGGGCCCAUUUGGCCAGGCUUGCCCCAUCGAGGGCAGGAGUCCUAGGUGGUGGCGGGAUGGCCCCCAGGGCCCCGGGUGCGGGGCCAGGCCGGAGGCACGGCUUGGGAGGGGUGGUGAGCGUUGGUGGUGGUGGUGGUUGGACUUGGCGGAGCAGCCCCAGGCAGGGUGAGGGGCCUGGGCUGGGGUGGGUGGGGGGAGACGGGAGCCGAGAUCAGAGCUUUCUUUAUCUUAAGUGCAAUAAAUCUUUCAGGGAGCUGGGGCGGGGAGCAGCCAGGGCUUGGAGAACCUGCUGUCCGGCCACGUGAGGCUGCGCCCUGAGAGGCACUACAACCCGGGUUGGGGGGCGCGGGGGAGGGGGGCGCAGAGGGCAGGGGAGGGGCUGCUCCUGUCGGUGCAACUCUGUUCACACCUUUUCUAAUAAACCGGAGCUGGGUUCCCCAUU
Messenger RNA from Cervus elaphus (red deer), 3141 nucleotides. RefSeq names its product protein phosphatase 1 regulatory subunit 37 (gene PPP1R37). NCBI's taxonomy places the organism in Eukaryota, Metazoa, Chordata, Mammalia, Artiodactyla, Cervidae. Bases 285 to 2384 code for a protein of 699 amino acids. The record is from RefSeq and is a predicted model, not a curated record. The transcript has 13 exons. Gene Ontology annotation, molecular function: protein binding.